CCGCUCCACUUCGCUCCUUCACUUCGUCCUCUCGCUGCCUGCUGUCACCUCCCUCCGUCCACAUCUGCAGACAGGCGCACUGCUGCGGGGGAAACAUGUUCAGUCACUUGGCACGGAAGAUUUCGCAACUUGUAGUCUACUGACUCUCCACGGACAGCCCUUCAGCUCAGGUAAACUCACCUGGUUCAGACUUCCAGACUCACCUCUAAAAUGGCCCAGCAGAAUCAAACCUGUCAUUAUAAUGAGUCUAUGAGCUUCUUCUAUAACAACAGUGGUGCCUCAGACACUUGGGACAAAACGCAGCUCAUCCUGGUGAGAGUGGUGGGCUCUAUCUUCUGCUGCUUCAUCCUGGUCUCCAACUCCAUGGUCGUAGCUGCUGUCAUCACCAAUAAGAGGUUCCACUACCCUUUCUACUAUCUUCUAUCCAACCUCGCCGCCUCGGACUUCCUGGCGGGCAUAGCGUACGUGUACCUGAUGUUUAACACAGGGGAGUCGUCAAGGACACUCACAGUUAAGGAAUACUUCAUCCGCCAAGGUCUUCUGGACGUCAGUCUCUCCGCAUCGCUGUCUAACCUGCUGGUGAUAGCUCUGGAGCGCUACAUCUCCGUCAUGAACUGGAAAGUCCACAGCAACCUGACGAAGAGGAGGGUGACCCUGCUGAUCGUACUGGUGUGGGCCAUUUCCAUCUUUAUGGGCGCUGUGCCGAGUCUAGGCUGGAACUGCAUCUGCAACAUCAACGACUGCUCCAGUCUGGCUCCCAUCUUCAGCAGGAGCUACCUGAUCUUCUGGUCUGUGUCCAACCUGGUGGUGUUCCUGGUGAUGGUGGUCAUCUACACCAGGAUUUACACCUACGUCAAGAGGAAGACGGCAAUGCUCACGCCGCACACCAGCGGCUCCAUCAACCGCAAGAGGACUCCCAUCAAGCUCAUCAAGACGGUCAUGGUUGUGCUGGGGGCCUUUGUGAUCUGCUGGACUCCCGGCCUGGUGGUUCUGCUGCUGGACGGACUCAACUGCACGGGUUGUAACGUCACAAAAACAAAACGCUGGCUGCUAUUGCUGGCUGUACUCAACUCUGUCAUGAACCCUUGCAUCUACUCCUACAAGGACGAGGAAAUGUGGACAACCUUCAAGAACCUCAUGCGCUGCAUUGGCAACGGCACGCGGCGGCAGCGGUCGACGAAGGCCAACGCCAGGGCUCUCAGCUCGGGUCAGGAUACGGGCAACAGUCAGCCUCCAUCGGAGGAGACAAAAACUGACGAUCAGGGCAUUCUCAAGACCUGAAAAUGGAGCUUGACAUGAAUUAACCAGGACUUCUGUUUAGUCAAACGACUGGACGUACUGUAUGAAGAAGAUUCAGAUUGGAGUUGACUUGAAACCAUAACAGUUGGCCUCAGAUAAAAAUGACUUUCUUGAAGUGACACUGCAGGCCCACUGCUCCAGUGUACUGUAGAUCUUCAGAGACGGAGAUAAGAAGAGGCUUCCAUGCACUACGAAUUCCUGAAAUGGAUGCAAAGACGUGCUUUUCCAUUUUUUUUUCUGGAUUUUACAGUUUUUGGACAUAUACCUCCAAUUCAUGUGCUUUGGGAGAUUCUUGUAGCUUUGAACUGCUCUGCAAUGGCUGAAGAAAGUAAAAAGUACACCGUGAUACAUUUCUACUUGCAAAGGGUAACUUAGCUUUCACAUGUGUAAAUCUGAUGACUUAAAGUUUCAACCUGUGUCACCUUUCACAAAGCUGUAAUAGAUGAUCUAGUUGAGACGUGUUUUAAGACAUGUUUGUAGACAGGUACUAUACAACUUUAGGGUGGCUUAGGAAGUGCACCAUUUUAUAGUUUAUUAUUACUGAAAACACAGCCUGCGUAUAUAUACUGCUGUACCAUAUGUAUCUACCUGUACAUCUUUUUAAAUACUUUCAACAAGAGGUGCAGUAAUUCCAACUGAACGACAGCCGGCAUGAUUAGCAUGCUCAGCAUGGUCUAAUUAUUUUGUCCUUUGAAAUGUAAAGUCUAGAAAAGCACACCCUGUUUUCUGUUGUAAAGCUGGUUUGGCUGUUGGCAAUAGAUAACAAAGUGACUAUUUUCUUGUGCUAGCCUUCAUUAUCAGUUCACCUUAACAAACAGAUAAACUCUUGCCUAAAGCACAUCAUGAAGGCAAACUUGUUCUCCCCGUAGCAUUUUAACACAUUAGCUUCAACUAACCGCUGCUCACCUGUAGCGCAGGAUUGUAAAAUGAUGUUGCAACACACUGGAUUCCUGCUGGAGUUUCAGCAAUACCCUGCAGGAACCAAACAGGAUAUGACUGAAUGGACUACACUCACACAAACCUCCCUCUCUACAGACUGCGCUGACGUCUCUAUUGCUGACAGGGUUCAAAUGGCUUCUUCAACCUGCUGUACAGGCCUAUGCCCCUCCUGUGGUAGCAUCAUGAUAUCAUUAAGGAGUGUAGGAAUACAACAUGUGAGUGGUGAUUGGAAAAACAGCUCCGGUGGUGUUUCUUUUUCGGAACAACAUUUUAGAUGGCCGUACCUUUGCAUAUGAAAAUACAAUUAUUUUUUUUAUAAGUAACCUCUUUUUGAGCUCAUGUUAUUUUUUCCAACAUACCAAUGGACAUGACAUGUCAUGAUAUGAUACGGAAACAGCAAGCAGCACAGUGGCUGAUGUCACCAAAGGGAUUCAAACUUUAUUAUUCUUUCACACACACAUACAGGUUUUGGGCCGAGGGCGACACCGUACUUCCGGUAUCCGCCAUUUCACACGAGGUGCAAGCAGAAUAUCAUAGUCGACCGAAGGCCACUUUCGAGAGUCGUUUUUCCAUACAUCUGCAGGCAGUCUGUAAGGGCAAUCGGACAACCCACACAGCUCUAGUUUACGCUGGUAAUGACCAAGAGCACACCCCUCAAGUCCAGAGAUGUAAUCCGAAGACAUGCAGCGAUUUCUUCGGUCGUUAAUUCAGAAAAAAAACCUAGUGCGCUCUGCCUGGCUACGUUACCUAGCUGUUUAUAUUAGCACCUCCAGGAUAUUAGCACCUCCAUGAAAAUGACGUAUUUAUAUAUAUAUAUAUAUAUAUGGCGCGCGUUGCAUUGUGGGUAGCUCGUGACGUCACUGUGUGUGAAAGAAUAGUAAUGGGGUAUCAUUUUCACUAGUAUUUAUAGGAACCUUUUAAUAUGAACAUCCGUCAAAUUACCGAAAGUGGUUCCAAUUAUAUUUUUUAUAAAAAUGAUUUACAAUCUUAUAGAGAAUGUGAAUGUGGCUGUGUAUUUUCAAAUUCUAGCGCAGUCGAGCUGGUUUCUCCAAAAUUACCUACCCCACCUUUUAAUAAUGCAUUUUCUGGCAUUAUCUUCAAUUUUGCCCAUGCUAGCAGCAAUUUUAGGUAGCUUGAUUUUGAAAUGCUAAAGCCAAGGUAGCAUUACUUUUUAAACUGUUAACAAUCGGGUAUCUAUUGCUGUUGCAGGAUUUAUUAAUUCACAUACAAUUAUAGGAUGGCCAACCCAUCUGCCCUGCCCGAGCAUUCAUUGCUCAUCACCAGUAUUCCUCAAGCUGCUUACUUGAUAGCUGUGAUGUACUCCUAGUCCUAACAAUAGCCAUGUUAGUUGUUUAUGUUUGUAGUGAAGAUUUAAGAGGCUUUUGAGUAACUUCAACUGAAUGGGACUGGUAUGCUCGGUAUUUGGCCAACAUUGCAACUUAUUUUCUAGAUUCAACGCGUUUUGGAGCUAGUGCUGCUAGCUAUUUUCAUUCACUGAAAAUGCUAACGUUGUUGCCACCUGAGCAUGUUAGCAUGCUACACUGGCUGCAGCGUAAAUGUUGCUAAUACCACCUACCUGGCACCAACGUUAGCAAAACAAAACUGAGAUUGCUUGUAAAUCCUAUUUGACUGAGGCAGACUGCCUUUUUAACUACAUUAAAUUCCCCACCGCUAAACUAAAGGCGGUUGUUGCAUCUAGCCACUUAACUGUAAACUACAUUUUAUCUGACACUGACAUAAAAGCUUCAAAAUGCACGAGUGUGGUGCUUACCAACAUAUUUUAUGUUGUGGAACACUAGGUUAAAAAUAUCUUAAACCUGUGUUAACCAAAGACCUUAUCUCAGACAUCUAACCAAAAACCCAUUGACUUAAAGACAAGGGAACCGGAAGUGAUAAGAAUGCGGACUCAUUUCUGGGUUAUAGCACUCAUCCCUGCAGCAAUCUAUGGUUGAUGAAGUACCUUUACUUGAGAUUUCUCAAGAGCUGCCACUUAAGGAGGAUUUACUCCAUUCAGGCCAAUUAGUGGUUGACCUUUCGUUUCCAGUCUCUUAUAUUAUUGUCGAAAGAACUGGAAAAAAAUGUGAUUGACUCAAAGGAACAAGAUAACUCCUCUCAAUUAGACUCCAAAACACUUGCAGUAAAAAUAACCACUUGCUUAUAUAUUUGUAUCCUAAUAUAGUAAAGCUUUCUGUGAUUGACAGUAAGCUGACACUGUUUGAAUAAUCUGUCAAUGUCAACAUUUAGAACUUUGUGAAAUGCAUUUUAACAUUAAAACAUAGUAAGUUAUAAACUGCAUAUUAUGUGCUUCAAGAUGUAAACCACAUAUUGAUUUCAAAGAGUGAUGUUUAAUAUGGCAUAUUACAUGUCAAAUCUCCCCUCACUGUAGUCAUUAUGAAAGUAUAUUGUUCAUAGGCUUUUAAUCGUUUUAACUUCAAACCCACAGCCUUUUUUUCUCUGCUCUCAUAUAUCAGGUUACCUGGUUUAACAAGAUUUCUCAUCGCAUAUUAAAACUCCUUUUAUGCUCAGGAUGAAUCCGUGUAUAGAACAUAUAACAUUUUACAGUAAAGUACUCAUGAUGUUAAAGGUUUCAGGUUGAGCUAUGAUGUGAUUAAAAGUAAGUAAUUUCCAUUCAAAACAAUGCUGUAUUAUAGAGAGUAUACUGUAUUUCCUCUGGAGACCUGAUGUGACUGCUUCGUACUUCUCUGGUUCUGCAUUCCCAAAAAACAUGAACUGUAAACUUGUGUGGUGUGGCAGGCCUUUUUUUCUUCUUCUUUUUUUUACAGCUGUGUUGUAAUUAUGCAUUCUUGAAGAGCCAAUUAAAUUUCACAGAUGUUCAGAAA
This is a messenger RNA of Gymnodraco acuticeps, 5078 nucleotides long. It is a transcript of the gene lpar3, whose product is annotated as lysophosphatidic acid receptor 3. Lineage: Eukaryota; Metazoa; Chordata; Actinopteri; Perciformes; Bathydraconidae. Gene Ontology annotation, cellular component: membrane. Gene Ontology annotation, biological process: G protein-coupled receptor signaling pathway. Gene Ontology annotation, molecular function: lysophosphatidic acid receptor activity. The record is from RefSeq and is a predicted model, not a curated record. The coding region runs from base 211 to 1281 and encodes 356 amino acids. The transcript is spliced from 3 exons.